GCAGGAACCCAGCUGGGACAAGGGCCACCACCUUCCAAGGAGAGAAACAGACUCGGCAGUGGCUGGAGAAGGACGGGCAGCAGCACCUGGCGCAGAUACCUUGCUCUGAGGUCCCACUGAUUCUCCCCUGGGACAGAAGGUAUUCAAUAAAUGUUCCCAAUGCUCCUCCAGACCCCUCCCCUCUGCCCUUUGGAGCGAUGCUCUGAUGAGUGUUUGAAUUCUGCUACAGACUGUGUGCCUGUUUAAAGAAUUUCCAUUGGUCUUCACUGGGGCAAAGAUCAAGGCUGCAUGGUGUUAAGGAGCAGCCAUGUCCACCCUGUACCCAUCUCUGGAGGACCUGAAGGUGGACCACGCCAUUCAGGCCCAGGCCAGAGCCACACCCAGGAUGCCCGCUGUCUCCCAGCCUUCAGUUUUAUACCCAAACCUGGCAGAACUGGAAAAUUAUAUGGGUCUUUCCCUCUCCAGCCAAGAAGUCCAGCAGAGCCUGCUUCAGACUCCAGAAGGCUGCCGUACAGUGGUCUCGGGCCCCUCGCCGGGCAUGCUGGUGGCGCCGGCUUCUGGGAACAGCCUGGGCGCGCGACGUGCGGAGAUCAAGCCUGGGGUGCGCGAGAUCCACCUGUGCAAGGAUGAGCGUGGGAAGACCGGGCUGCGGCUGCAGGCCAUUGACCAGGGGCUCUUUGUGCAGUUGGUCCAGGCCAACACCCCUGCAUCCCUUGUGGGGCUGCGCUUUGGGGACCAGAUCCUGCAGAUUGAUGGGCGAGACUGUGCCGGGUGGAGCACAGCCAAGGCCCACCGGGCGGUGAAGAAGACUUCAGCUGAGAAGAUCGUCAUGGUUGUUCGGGACAGGCCGUUCCAGCGGACCGUCACCAUGCACAAGGACAGCAUGGGCCACGUGGGCUUUGUCAUCAAGAAGGGGAAGGUCACCUCUGUGGUCAAAGGGAGUUCUGCAGCCCGCAAUGGGCUCCUCACCAACCACUCCGUGUGCGAAGUGAAUGGGCAGAAUGUCAUCGGGCUGAAGGACAAAGAGGUCACAGGGAUUCUGGCCACAGCUGGGAAUGUUGUCACCCUGACCGUCAUCCCCACAGUCAUCUACGAGCACAUGGUUAAAAAGUUGUCCCCAACGCUGCUCCACCACACCAUGGACCACUCCAUCCCAGAUGUCUGAAGCCCCAGGAAGGCAGCUCGGCCCUCCCCACUCCUGCAGCAAAGGGCAGAGGUCUCCCGAGGAAGGUUGCAGAAGCCUGCUGCCUGGGGCGGGGCUGUCUUGAGUCGGGGAGUGUUCUAGGUGGGGCGACACUGGAUCCCAGGAGUGUGUCAUUACUACACACAGGCCUCCCUGGAGGCUCAGACUCCUAAGGGGCAAAGGCCCCCAGACAGCCGUUCUCUCUGCUGGUUUCCAUGCUGGCAUAUAGGCAGGCUGGCUAAAUAUUGCUCAAAGCUACCGUUGGGUCCUUUUCAAGAUUUUUGACUCUACCAAAAACAGUUUCACAUUUUGAGAGAGCAGCAAUACAUUCUUUGUGAGAACUUGUUUUCCCCAUCACUUGCUCCUUGUCACCAACUGAAUAUAGCUAUGACCCUUCUUUUGAAUAGCGAUUUGAUUUUAAAUAAAAUCCCUUCCUCAAAGGUA
This is a messenger RNA of Manis pentadactyla (Chinese pangolin), 1627 nucleotides long. It is a transcript of the gene SDCBP2, whose product is annotated as syndecan binding protein 2. NCBI's taxonomy places the organism in Eukaryota, Metazoa, Chordata, Mammalia, Pholidota, Manidae. The record is from RefSeq and is a predicted model, not a curated record. The transcript has 10 exons. Gene Ontology annotation, cellular component: cytoplasm; plasma membrane. Gene Ontology annotation, molecular function: protein binding. The coding region runs from base 308 to 1165 and encodes 285 amino acids.